This is a messenger RNA of Seminavis robusta, 696 nucleotides long. The record is from the annotation of a GenBank genome assembly. Lineage: Eukaryota; Bacillariophyta; Bacillariophyceae; Naviculales; Naviculaceae.
AUGAGGAAUGGGAGCGAAGAGGGAGGAGGGGAAGAGGAGAUCGAGAAUGAAGUGAAUGAAGACACUGAAUCGGGGGAGGAAGAUGAGAUAGAGGAGAUCGAGGACAAUGAGGAUGAAGAGGAGAUCGAGAAUGAUGUGAAUGAAGACACUGAAUCGGGGGAGGAAGAUGAGAUAGAGGGAUCUGAGGACAAAGGGAUAAGAGGGUCGUAUGCUUACUUUGAAUUAGAGGAGGAAGAUGCUUACUUUGAAUCAGAGGAGGAAGAUGCAAACUUUGAAUCAGAGGAGGAAGACACUGGCUUUGAAACUGUGGAGAGGAAAAGCGGAGACGGCAAAACGAUCGUAAAGCAUACCUUCAACAACCAGAAGUUUUGCAGCGAGACUGAGCAGCUCAGGAUACUUGAAGAUGCCAUCUUGGACGCGCUAUAUCCUUCUCGCAGAAAGCUUGGUGACAUCAAUAUUCAUAUCAUCGCAAUUGCAAAUUCAGGAGACGGCGACGGUGCCGACUUGGGCGACUUGCUUGGAGAUGGUAGUAGCUUCAGCUUGAAUGAUUUGGGUGACAUUGGUCACAUCAGUGGCGAUUACAGCUUAAACUUGGAUGAUUUGGGCAACUUUGAUCGUGGUGGCGGUUGUAUCAUUGAUGAUGACCUUUUUUCUUAUGCUGAAGAUGCUGUGUUGGAAGCCGUGAAAUCUUAUUGA